AUGGCCUUCGCCACACAGACGACGAUACCGGGAACCGAGGACGCGAUCACCAUGCAGCUCAGCACAGGCGGCCUCGAUUUUCACCUCUCCAGCCAGGUGGCCAAGCUGCUAGGGAAUAACAUCGAACGCGUUCUGGUCGACGCGUUCCAAUCCCUGGGCGUCGUCGACGUCAAUGCCGCCGCUCCAUGGAACGAUCUCUUCUGGGCUAUCCACCCAGGGGGAUGUGCCAUCCUGGACCACAUCGACGAAGUGCUCGGGCUUGACGCGGAGAAGCUGGCGGCUAGCCGAAAGGUGCUGAGUGAGUUUGGUAACAUGAGCGGCGCCACCGUGAUCUUCGUUCUCGAUGAGCUGCGACGCUGUCGUGGCGCCGAGGUGCCCGAGUGGGGGGUGGUUAUGGCAUUCGGACCCGGAAUCACAGUCGAGACCAUGGUGCUGCACGCUGCAAGCAGUCAAGGCAAAUGGAUUGGCAUCAAUUUGAUUCAGCGCUGCCUCCUCCCUAUCGAUCUAUCUAUGGUUCUAUACGCAUGUAAAACAGCCAGUAAAUAA
This is a messenger RNA of Lolium rigidum, 546 nucleotides long. Its product is annotated as bisdemethoxycurcumin synthase-like. The coding region runs from base 1 to 546 and encodes 181 amino acids. NCBI's taxonomy places the organism in Eukaryota, Viridiplantae, Streptophyta, Magnoliopsida, Poales, Poaceae. Gene Ontology annotation, molecular function: acyltransferase activity, transferring groups other than amino-acyl groups. The transcript has a single exon. The record is from RefSeq and is a predicted model, not a curated record. Gene Ontology annotation, biological process: polyketide biosynthetic process.